Gymnogyps californianus (California condor) is the source of this 4575-nucleotide messenger RNA. RefSeq names its product microtubule associated tyrosine carboxypeptidase 2 (gene MATCAP2). Lineage: Eukaryota; Metazoa; Chordata; Aves; Accipitriformes; Cathartidae. The transcript is spliced from 7 exons. The record is from RefSeq and is a predicted model, not a curated record. The coding region runs from base 26 to 1576 and encodes 516 amino acids.
CGGCGGCGCUGCCCGGCGGAGCACCAUGCUGGAGUCCAUCCGUGUCACCGAAAAACUUCACUGGCCUAAGACAGAGCUUUCUAAGAAAUCAGUCCUGAGUCCAGAAGAACAUAAGCUGAACAUUAAUAAUGAAAACAGCCUCCAGCACCCACCUUCUGGGAUCCUUAAGGACAUUUUCACAACAGGAACCAGUAGCUACAAUGUCCUUCUGCAGAGCAAAGAGGAGAAAAGAUACCACGCUCAAAAGCAGUCAUCAGCUCUCCACAAAAAACACAAAAAAACUACAAAGUGUUCUGCCACCUUGCGAAGCAAUGAGCACCGCAAAAUCAAAGUCCCGCUACCCUUUCUCAGCAGUGGAUGGUACUGCACAAACAGACAGCCCUCCAUCAUUGUCACUGGCCCAGUGCCUACCAGCAUGAAGUUUACAAACAGUAUUUCAGUUGCAGGGAGCAGCAUAGGACUGCCAUCACGACCCAGAAGUAGAACUAAGAGGCAUUUUAAUCUAACAAAGCCAAAGCAAUCCCAGUCCUCAAAAAGCCAUGGAAAAGAAGGUGAUAUCUCUGGCCGAAAACUCUGUUUACUGACUGCAAUCAAGCCUUCCAAUGUGGAAAAAGAGAAGAUGAAAUUCUUCAAGUCAGAUUUCACAUACAAUCCUCAAUUUGAAUAUGCAAACCCUGCUCUGCCAAAUGUGUUAGCGAAGCACAGCCAUGCAUCUGACAGAUUUCUUAAGCAGUCCAUUAACAUUAUGGAGCGGACAUUGCAGAAAUAUGGAAGCUAUGAAAAAUUUGAACAGGCCACUGGAGGCAGCUUGCUGACCAAAAGUCGCAUCUGGAAUCAUGUCAGGAAAUAUAUGGUGAAAGAAGGCUGUCUUGGUGAGAUUGUGGUCCAUCUCACGGAGGACCUGCUAUCUCGAGCCUCAAUGACAGUGGUGAAUGGCCGCCCCACUCUCACUAUCAAUAUCUCCACUGCGCGAGAGCACUGGCUGGAAGGGAUGCUGAGACAUGAAAUUGGAACUCAUUAUUUUCGGGGUUUUAACAACAACAGCCAGCCUUGGUGUAACUGGAACGGACGUAGAAAACAUGGGUUAAAACCAAUCAACCCUACAGAAGAGGGCCUAGCGAGCAUUCACAGUGUCCUGUUCCGCAAAGACCCUUUUCUUUGGAGAGCUGCCCUGCUCUACUACACAGUGUAUCAGGCUAGCCAAAUGUCCUUCAGUCAGCUUUUCCAGGACGUGGGGAAAUUUGUCAAGGACCCCAAUACUAGGUGGGAUUACUGCGUACGAGCCAAGAGAGGGUGGACUGACACAUCACAACCAGGCUGUUUCAAUAAGGAUCAGGUGUACUUGGAUGGCAUCCUCCGAAUCCUGAGAUACAGGGAGUCCAUUGAUUUCCAUCUUCUGACAGCCCUUGGAAAGAUCUCGUAUGAGGAUGUGGACCGCCUGAAAGGAUUAGCUGUGAUUGAGAACAUGAGAGUACCACACUUUUUGCAAGACCAUGCCCGGUAUAUGGAGCACUUGGAAAAGAUCAUGGAAGUCAAUGAGCUGACUGAUGAGGAGCUCCAGGAUCUCAUAAAUUAACAGUAUUAGCCCACCAUUCACUUACUCUGUGAGGAUGUAGAACUGGACUUCCCAGAGCUUGCAAAAAUGGACUUAUGAGGGGUGGAGCAGGAGGGAAGGGUGGCCAGAAAACGUGGAAUUCAGAAAAAGACCCUUCAUGUUCUUUUUGCAUUGUGAUUGUAUACGGAUUUUUUUUUAAAGGGUUUGUGCAUUUUUAAAAAUUUGGCUUAGGAAUUCCUUUGCAGUGAUCUGUCCAAUCAUCUACUCCAUUUUGUAUGCUAGGUAUAGUGCUUGACACUGUCUUUUGCAAUAUAUUGCCUUUUCCCACCCAGGUUUAGAGGUGGAGAAAAGAAAGAGGAGAAAUUCCCCCUUAGUUCACUUGUGUUUGCCCUGUCUCUGGUCAUAGCUUUCAUGGUUCAUAGCAACAGAACUGCUGUAGAUUAUGCUAUGUCGCUGUCUGUGUAACUGUUUCCCAUUUGGUCAUCAUUGCAAUGAAAAAAGAAAGUUUAAAAACAUAGUGCACAGAAGCAGGUCUUUGUGCCAUAGAAUCAAAGCUCUGUAAUGCUAUAAAAAGUUUUGGGUUUUUUUACUGGGAGACUUAGCAUAAAAAAAAAAAGAAGAUAGGCAUUACUGUUUUAAUGAUCGUAAGCAGGUAGCAAAGUUAUCCCCCUUUAUCGCCUCAAAAAGUUACACUGUUCCACAUCUUUAUCUGUAUAGUACAUGUUUCAGGAAGCUGAAUUCUGGAAAGGGUCUCCCUCCUUUGAGGACAAGCAUAGCAUGUCUAGGAAGUUCAACAUGGCAGUGUUUUGGAAGAAGGAUCGGGCAGAACUGUGAUUUCAUGACUUACGUGUUUUAAAUAAUUCAGGAACACAGGGACAUGAUUCAGCACAGCAGGCAACACCCACUUCUUCUCUGGGUCACCUGAGCCUACAGAGGGUCAAGUCAACUUUUUGAGCAGUACCUCCAAGCUACAGCAAGCUUGAGCUUGCAGAGCUCGUUGAAGAAACAAGAUGUGAAUGGGGGGAAAAGAAGACUCACAAGUGCCCUAUUCCUGUGUUCCAAGAGAAGUGCUGCACCACUCUGAAGCAACCUUACCUCUGUUUUAACUGCCGGUGCUAUAUCCAGAACCAAGAAGAGGAAGCACCUUACUGUGAGGCACGGCUAGUCACAUGAUGAAUAGCUUAGAUGACGCAGGAGGACUUACUACAUAAACUACAUUUGCUGAUUCCAGAGUAUUAUGGAAUUACCGAGGCAAAUUGAGUUUUGUACCUGUGAGUAUUCUGACAAAGGGUUUUGUUUUAGUAGACAGCAUUUUACCAGGGCUUCUCUGAACUCCCAGGAAGCAGCUAUGGUAGGAGAGCCUUGGACAGGGCUUCUGCCAUUUCUUCCCCUUCUGCCUUGGCCCACUGGUAACAGGCCUGGCAUUGGUUAAGGCGAGUAGACGGAGCCAAGGUUUCCUCCACACCACAUCUGCAUGGACCUGAGCCCUGGUAUCCCUGCCUCCCCGCUUAUCCUGUUCUUUAAUGAAACGGAUGGAAUAACCCUCCCACCUUAUUUUACACCCAGGACAUUACCAGCCAUGACAGCAAAGCCUUGAGAACACAUUUUCUGAUCCAUAGGAAAAUCUGUGAGGAAAAGCUCUCAGUUGGCUAAGAGGUCUGAAGGUUUUUGAAUAAUCCCAUAAAAGCAGCUGCCUUUUAGAUAGUAUUGCAGGUACGUUUGCAGCGGCUGGCUGGCUGACCGCUUCAAAAAAGAAAAUGUGCUCAACAAGCAUAAAUUUACUAAAUUUGGUUGUUUUCAAGGCAGGGACCAAGAACUGCUCGCAGUAGCCUUAAUUUUGUAUUGUCAGUAUUGUUCACAAGCUGAAAGCCUUUCAGCUUCUGUAUGCUGAAAUAAAAGCCCUUUUUCUCUCCUUCCCCCCUUCAGGCUGUCUAGUUUGAUCACUGACGACUUCGCCUGCCCAUCUUUGUUUUAGAGCUGUGCCGAGUAGACACGGUGUUGCAGCAGCCUGACAGGAACCAUUUGCAGUCAUGCACCCAUGUGGUUCAGGUUUUGGCUCCUUUGCCAGAAGCAGCAAGAAAGCCACACACAGCUGAGGUCGAGUCAAAGAUUGCAGUCAAAAGCUGUCUUUGGAGUAAAUCAGGCAGAGAUCGUUUGAGCUACACCAUGGGAGAAUCUGGCUCACUUUGCUGGCCCAGGGGUAUGCAAAAGGGCCAGUCCUUUAUGAAAGGGACAAUUUUGAACUGAUUUUUUUCUUACAGGACAGAUCCUUGCCUUCCUCCAGUGACUUCUACAUAAGCAAAGUGCUUUUCCUCCUCCCCCAGGAGUAAUGUCUUAUAAUCUAAGUGUAUGUACAUAAUGUGUCCUUGAAACCAGGAGGCUGUGCUAGUCACCCUGCUUUGCCACAAAAUACCAUGCCUACAGCCCUUCGUCCAACAGCCAGUUGACUCUUACAACUCUGUAGCCCUAAAUGCUACUACAGGCCUUUUUGCUUUACUCAAAGACCUGCAUCACAUUUUCUUCAAAGCAGAAGGUGCCACUAAACUUCUGUUACUCUAGAAGUAGAUUUGCCUUGUGCAAGGUUGGAGUCUAGAAGUGGUCAGUAUCAAAGUAAUACUGUAGCAAUAGAUGAAGCUGUCAGCUGCUGUUUUCAGCAUCAGAUUUAUCCUUCCUCCUUUGUAAAAGUGUUUCAAAUUUUGAAGUGUAGCUUUUGUAAAUUUUCCUGAAUUUUUUUUUUCCACUGUGAAGAGGCUGGUUACUAAGUCAUGAUACUGAAGUUCUGUAAUAAAGUGUAUGGACAGCAGUGCACGUGACCUCAUGUCACUACACAGUUUCAUGAUGUCAAUGAUGAGAUGACAGCCUUUCCUAGCAGUCUGGCUCAGUUGAUUUGCUGUGUAUCCACAUCUCGCUACUUCUACGUUAUUCCUAUACAGAAACCUGGUCAACAUUGGAAAAGCCUCCCCGUUUCACCAGACCAAUUUUAAAAGGCAUUUUAUACAACUUCUACAAAUAAAGAUAAA